Molecule: messenger RNA, 1663 nt
Organism: Bactrocera oleae (olive fruit fly)
Lineage: Eukaryota; Metazoa; Arthropoda; Insecta; Diptera; Tephritidae
Product: pH-sensitive chloride channel 2
Biological process (GO): chemical synaptic transmission; signal transduction; chloride transmembrane transport
Cellular component (GO): neuron projection; plasma membrane; synapse
Molecular function (GO): excitatory extracellular ligand-gated monoatomic ion channel activity; transmembrane signaling receptor activity; transmitter-gated monoatomic ion channel activity involved in regulation of postsynaptic membrane potential
Source: RefSeq, a predicted model, not a curated record
AACUACGCAAGAGAGUCGAAUAGAAGUGAAAAUAAACUAGUUUUAUUUGAUUAAUAAGAAUGAAUUUUUCCCUGGUGCUACAGCAUUACUUGAUAAUUUGUUUGAAUCUAGUUUUGGCAGCGGUUGUUGCAGAAGAAUGUGUGAAUAUCUCAAGUGAAGGAAUAUCAAUGCGUAUAAAUUCCAGUACAACGACACCACAGACAGCCACGUCUUGUCCCGCGCUCCAUAAUGCAGACGCAUUAACCCAAACUCAAUUGAUUUAUCGACUUACCACACCAUGUCGGUUUGAUCGAUUUGACAGACCGUUUCCCAUACUUGAAAAUAACUCUGUAUCCGAUCAGCCAACAAAUAUUUAUUUGCGGAUUUAUAUUACUGAUAUAAAAAUAAUUGAUACCAAUGAUAUACAGUGCAAAAUAUUUGGAUUUCUACAGAUUCGUUAUAUGGACCACAGAUUGGCAUUUGAAGACUAUGCACCAAAACGUCUGCAACCGAUAUUCGGUGAUGCACAAAUGCUGGAUCGAAUAUGGGUUCCACAUAUAUUAUUUGCUAAUGAGCAAAAUUCCGCUAUCUUGGAAACAAGUCAGAAAGACAUUUUAAUAAUGGUUAUGCCAGAUGGAUUGUUGAGCAUCUCCACCCGAAUAGAAGUAGCAUUAUCUUGUUCGGUUGCAUUAAAUAAAUUUCCCCUUGAUGAUCAACAAUGCUCUGCGAUUAUAGAAAGUUGGCUGUACAAUUCUUCCGAAGUAAUACUGCACUGGGAAGAUGAAGAUUCGAUCGAAUUUGAUCCAAAUAUACAGCUAAUAGAUUAUGACUUACAAUAUUCUUGGCACAAUGAAACAAUAUUCCAAACCAGGAAAGGAUAUCUUCGGUAUACUUUACUGGGUGGCAAUUAUAGUUCUAUAAGUUUUACUGUUUACCUGACGCGCGAUUCGUUGUUUUAUACAUUUGACUAUUUUCUACCUUCCAUUAUGCUUGUUGGAAUUUCUUGGGUCUCAUUUUGGCUUCAAGCAGAUCAAACCCCUGCACGUACCACAUUAGGCACAAGUACUAUGUUGUCGCUCUUUACGUUAACUUCUAACUACGAAAAAAAAUUCGAAAGAAAAAACCAUGCACAAUUUUUUGAUGUUUGGUUUUUCAGUUGUACGUUCUUUAUAUUUGGUAGUCUUAUGGAAUUUGCUUUUGUAAAUACUAUAUGGCGCCGAAAUAAAUGCUUAAGCCUGAAGAAAGCCAAUAGCAGAUAUAUUUUUAAGUCGACUUUAACCCCAAAAGUUAUACCACAAAGUAAUAUCUAUGAUUGUGAGACAGACGGUCGCAUACACUUCUUUAAUGGCAAUAUUUGUAAUCAGUCGAGAGAUAAAGGGCAAGUCAACGUGUUAGAAUCCGAUGUAAAUUUAAGUGGUGAACAUCAAGAGAAAAAAGUUUGUAAUGAUUCAUGGGCGACUAUGACACCUCAUGAGGUUUCACUUUGGGUAGACCGCAAAGCAAGAUUUGUGUUUCCACUACUGUUUAUCAUAUUUAAUGCAAUUUAUUGGACAUUUGUUUAUUGUUUAUAGUUCUGCAAAACGAAAUAAUAGUUAAUAUUAUUAGUUAAUAUUAAUUUACAAUAGUAAAACCUUUAAUAAAGACAAAAAUAAAUAAAAGGCUGUUGCCGUCAUUGUCUGUCUAA